AAGUCGUCAGUUGAAUCAAGUUAUCAACUUCCAAAAUUUUACUACUUCAAUUUGCUCUCUUCCUAUAUUAUUUUUUCUACCUUUCAGCUGCAUUUUCUCAAGAUACUUUAUCACCUGGAUUUUUAAGACCAAUCUUUUUUCAUUUCAACUACAAAAAAGGCAACUACUUGGCUACUGCUUACUUAUAAGCAACAGAAAAAGCUGUAUUAGUCUUUCUCCUCCUAUAUCUGCUUCUGCAAAGUGUGUGAGUGGUACUACCAUAUGCAAACAUCUCAGCUUAAUUGCACUACUAGUGGUGUACACGGGUUCUACAACCAGCAUGCCCCUGAAAUGACACCUUAUUGCUCAUCCCAUUACCAAGCCUUGAACAAGAACAUGUACCCUGAUAAUACUACAAAGGGAAACCAGAUCAUUUCUUUCCAAACAUUCGAUGAAGGGUUUGUCACAUUGGACUCUUCUCCAAAUAUUGGCCUUUAUACCAACUAUGAUUCACCCUCUGGGGUCAGCACGUCAUCCAACAGAAGCCAGGUUUCUCCGCAAUGUUCUCAGUCAUACAUUUCAGACCCUCAGCAGUCUUCUGAUAACACUUAUGGUUCCCCGACCAGUGGCUCUUCUGUAGUAGACGACAAUACUGAACUUAGAAACCGACUCAGAUAUCUCGAGCGCUCUCUUAUGGGGCCUGAUUUACCACACGGGUCUGAUGGACACUAUUGCUCUUUGAGCCAUCGAGGUAAUGUUUGCAUCUCGUCAUCACAUUCAAACCAACUGAUGGAGAUGCUCCCUAAAAUGGAACUCAAACAGGUGCUGUAUUUAUGUGCACAAGCUGUGUCAGAGAACGACCUAUCAACAUCUGAAACACUGAUGGAUGCUUUAGGGAAUCUGGUCUCAGUAUGUGGGACCCCAAUCCAACGGUUGGCCGCAUAUAUGCUUGAAGGACUGAGAGCAAGGCUAGAAUCCUCAGGCUACACUAUCUACAGGAAGCUAAGGUGUGAGCAACCAACAAGCUCUGAGCUUCUCUCGUACAUGCACGUUUUGUACCAGUUUUGCCCUUAUUUCAAAUUUGCGUACAUGUCCUCAAAUCUUGUCAUCCAAGAAGCAGUGGGGAAUGAGGGGAGCAUUCACAUCAUAGAUUUCCAAAUUGGGAUGGGAACACAAUGGAUCUCAUUAAUUCAAUCUCUUGCUAAUCGGCCCUGUGGUCCCCCACUUGUUCGUAUCACCGGAGUUGAUGACUCCCAGUCAGCUUAUGCUCGAGGAGCAGGGCUUGAAGUUGUAGGAUUGAGACUAUCAAAGCUGGCUGAAUCAUGUGGUGUACCCUUUGAAUUCCAUGCUGCAGCCAUGUCAGGUUGCCAAGUUAAAAGGGAGAAUCUAAAGGUUCAGUCUGGAGAAUUUUUGGCUGUGAAUUUCCCCUACAUGUUACACCACAUGCCAGAUGAGAGUGUGAGCACAGAAAACCAUAGAGACCGGCUGUUAAGGCUAGUUAAGAGUUUGUCACCUCGAGUAGUCACUGUAACUGAGCAAGAGUCCUAUACAAACACGUCUCCAUUCUUACAACGUUUUGCUGAGACUUUGGAUUACUACACCGCGAUGUUUGAGUCAGUUGAUGUGGCUCUCCCUCGGGAUGACAAAAAGAGGAUAAAUGCAGAGAUGCAUUGUCUUGCACGUGAUAUUGUUAAUAUGGUAGCCUGUGAAGAUGCUGAAAGGGUGGAAAGACACGAGCCGUUUGGUAAAUGGAGGGCGAGGUUUAGCAUGGCUGGUUUUACUCAAUUGCCCUUGAGUUACUCAGUGAAUGAGUCAAUCAGGGGUUUGAUGAAGGAGUUCCAUGAGAAUUUUAGGGUGGAAGAGUGGCAGGGAGCACUUUUUCUGGGUUGGAAGAACCGCAUUUUGUCAUCCUCCUCCGUGUGGAGGUAGUAAUUCUAAGUCGUCGAUCACUGAUCAAACUAAUUAAAUGGCUCGGAGUCUUUGUAAAGUUCUCGCUCGCCUCUCCUCUCCUCUCCUUGACCAGUUCAAAUUUUGCUUCCUUUAUAGCGGGAAUUGGGAUAGGGGAGCUCUGCUGCCUAUUAGUCAGUUUCUCAGUAGGGUAACAACAGUUCACACAACUUUGGUUUUGUUUGUGCAACACCAAUAUCAUCUGCUUUACUAAAUAUGUUAGAAACACAACUGAGUUGGGAUUGGUCGUUGGGGCCAUAGUUUCAUCUGUAUUCAUAGUUGAAUUGUAGUUUAAAGAAAUGCUACUGAUAUACUAGUAAUUGUAAAAUGUGUGGCUAUUAUGAAUUUCUGGGUAUCUUUGGUUGUACCUUGUAUUUUCAGCUGAAUAUUUGUGGCAGCCAACAACAAAACAAGCUAUUAUAAUUUAUUGGUACUAUAUGUUGAUGUA
Molecule: messenger RNA, 2374 nt
Organism: Beta vulgaris subsp. vulgaris (sugar beet)
Lineage: Eukaryota; Viridiplantae; Streptophyta; Magnoliopsida; Caryophyllales; Amaranthaceae
Product: scarecrow-like protein 21
Exons: 2
Coding region: 262-1908 (548 amino acids)
Biological process (GO): regulation of DNA-templated transcription
Cellular component (GO): nucleus
Molecular function (GO): DNA-binding transcription factor activity; sequence-specific DNA binding
Source: RefSeq, a predicted model, not a curated record